GUCGCAGAGAACGCGGUGUCCCAUUGGGGGUAUCGCCAAUCGAUGGUGGCUUCAUGUUCGGCUCACCCAAUCGAACUGUAACUCAUCUUCUUCCCACCUCGACAGAUAUACAUGAGUAACAUGACUUCCUUAGCCUUCCCGUCAAACGAGAAGUACCUCCUCGUCGGCACAUCUGGCGACGCGCAUUACGAAUUAGAAGUGUUCGAAGGCCACCUACUCGCCAAAUUAAAAGAAAGGCGAUCAGUGGGGAAGAAGUUUCGUGAACACCCGAUAGCAAGUCUGUGGUGAGCGGAAACCUUGACGGAAAGAUCUGUAUAUGGGACGCGCCGAAUCUACCCGUGCGUCCGAACGAACCGAUAGACCUUAAUAGGAGCCCGUUGGUGCUGCAAUCUAUAACGACGCUUGAAGGACAUCCUGGGCUUGCGCGGUGUGUGCGAUUUAAUCCUGGACUUGGGACGACGGCGGUAACAGAAUUGGUGCGUUG
Molecule: messenger RNA, 484 nt
Organism: Fomitiporia mediterranea MF3/22
Lineage: Eukaryota; Fungi; Basidiomycota; Agaricomycetes; Hymenochaetales; Hymenochaetaceae
Exons: 1
Coding region: 112-288 (58 amino acids)
Source: RefSeq, a predicted model, not a curated record